UCAGUAACCAAACAAAAUAUCAACCAAACAACCCCUAAUAAGCAAUUUACUUUUAAAUAGGAAAAAACCCGGCCAUAACCAGGAAAAAAACACAAAUGGAGAAUGAGAACGGUGAAGAAGAUGAGAGGAGUACUACUUGUCUGUGGAUGCUACCGGAGGGUUGUAUCGCAGAUAUCUUAGCCUUAACAAGCCCUAUCGACGUUCGCCGCCUUUCCUUAGUCUCUACAUCUGUCCGAUCUGCCGCCGAUUCCGAUUCCGUUUGGGCAAUAUUCCUGCCGUCCGAUUAUCGGUCCAUCAUUUCCCGAUCACUCACUCCGAUCCCCGAUUUCCGUUCAAACAAGGAUCUAUAUGUUUAUCUUUGCCAUCAUCCCGUCUUAAUUGAUGAAGGUCGCAAGAGUUUCUCACUGGAAAAACGGACUGGAAAGAAAUGCUACUUUCUAAGUGCAAGGGAUCUUAACAUUGUAUGGAGUGAUGCACCAGAAUAUUGGAAUAGGACUUCACCACCAGAGUCCAGGUUUCCAGAGGUGGCUAAGCUCAAAAUUGUUUGGUGGCUUGAAAUUUGGGGCACAAUAAAGGCUGGGAUUCUAUCACCACUGACAUCCUACACAGCUUAUUUUGUUUACAAGAUCAAAGAUGGAUAUGGGUUUUAUCAUCGACCCUCGGAGGUCUCAGUUGGAAUUUCUGGUGUUGAAUCCGGAAACGUCCGGUUUGUAUACUCUGGCCUCUGAUACGGAGCAUGAGGAGCCCGGGCUAGUUGACGAUUAUGAGGAUGAUGAUUAUGAGCCAAAUGAGGUGUCACCACUGCGCCGGCUAUACAAUUGGCGUGAUGAUCCUGGCAUCGUGCAAGGUGAUAAACUACUUCCCAAACUGAGAGAUGAUGGCUGGUUUGAGAUAGAAUUGGGUGAGUUUUUCAUUGAAAAUGAAGAUGAUUGCAUAGAAAUGAGAGUGCAAGAGGUGAAGGUUGGACUUCCAAAGCACGGCCUUAUUGUUGAAGGAAUUGAGAUAAGGCCAAGAAUGGGUUAAUUAUUGAAAUUUUAGAAAAAAUACGUGUAAUUCAAAUCGAACAUGUUUCUCUUUCGACUUUCAAGCAUUUCCUAAUCCUUCAUUCCAAGUAUGUUUUGGUGCUAAGAUAACUGACAUUCUUGUUUUAUAAUAUGAGGAUGCAGAAUACUUUCUA
Nicotiana attenuata is the source of this 1177-nucleotide messenger RNA. Its product is annotated as putative F-box protein PP2-B12. NCBI's taxonomy places the organism in Eukaryota, Viridiplantae, Streptophyta, Magnoliopsida, Solanales, Solanaceae. The record is from RefSeq and is a predicted model, not a curated record. Bases 96 to 728 code for a protein of 210 amino acids. The transcript is spliced from 3 exons. Gene Ontology annotation, molecular function: protein binding.